UGGAUCCGGGACUGGUAGUCCCCCGGGACCGGAAGGAGGCGGCCUAGGGGCUGGGACCUGGCGCCUCUGUCCGGUCCUCCCGCAGGGCGGGGAGGGACCUUAGAGGCCCGAUAAAGGGGCUCCCCACUCCUCGCCUGCCAUUGUCCUGUUGAUUUCAUCCCCGGACCAAUGACCUGUAGGUCUAGGUCCGAUUGUCCCCACCCAGGAUUCAAGGAAGUGAUUCCGUCCCUCGCCUCUGUGGCCCUGGCUCAGCCCAUCUUUGCCCAGAAGCCUGAGGGAGCCCCAGAGCAGCGAAGCAGGAGACAAGGUCCGGGUCACCUCUGAGCCCAGCAUCUUGACAAGACGGUGCCGGAGUCAGAACUUGGCUAACGUUGGACUCAGAGCUCGAGACUUCGGGACCAAAGACCAUGGAGGAGGACUUGGGGGCCGGAACCCCCGAAGUUAGAGGAAUCAGGGACUCAAAGCAUGACCCGGGGGCCCCUGGGACGGAAAAGUGUGACUCCCAAAACAUGAAGAACCCAAGCUAUGGAAGCACAGGUGACAUGGGGUCUGGAAACCCUGCAGACUGUGAGAACCCGGAGGACACCAGGGAAGAGAAUGAUCCAAACAAUGGAAUCCCAGAAGACCCUGGGCAGCUGAUGGCUGCCUACGAGGGCACAGCCGUGGGCCACCAGGUGCCUCCGUUUGGCUGGCGCAUCUGCUUGGCUCACGAAUUUCCUGAGAAGAGGAAGCCUUUCAAUGCCAACAAUGUCUCCCUGAGCAACACGCUGAAGCACUUGGGCAUGGGUUUCAGGUAUCUUAAAUGGUGGUACCAGAAGACACAGGUGGAGAAGAAGACUCCAUUCAUAGACAUGUUAAACUGCCUUCCCCUGAGACAAAUCUAUGGUUGUCCACUGGGUGGUAUUGGAGGUGGUACCAUCACUCGUGGCUGGAGGGGCCAGUUCUGUCGCUGGCAGCUCAACCCUGGGAUAUACCAGCACCGAACAGUAAUGGCUGACCAGUUCACUGUAUGCCUGCGACGGGAAGGACAGACUGUGUACCAGCAAGUACUGUCCCUAGAGCGUCCCAGUGUCCUACGGAGUUGGAAUUGGGGCCUUUGUGGAUUCUUCGCAUUUUAUCAUGCUCUCUACCCCAGAGCUUGGACUGUCUACCAGCUACCUGGGCAGCAAGUCACACUGACCUGCCUCCAGAUCACACCCAUCCUCCCUCAUGACUAUCAGGACAGCAGCCUACCUGUGGGGGUAUUUGUGUGGGAUGUGGAGAACACUGGUGAUGAAGAUUUGGAAGUAUCUAUCAUGUUCUCCAUGAGGAAUGGCCUAGGAGGUGGACAUGAUAAUUCAGGAGGGCUAUGGAAUGAACCUUUUUGCUUAGAGCGUGAUGGGGAAACUGUUCAGGGAGUGUUGUUACAUCAUCCAAACCCUCCAAACCCAUACACCAUGGCUUUGGCUGCCCGACGCACGGUAAAUACCACAGUGACUCAUAUCACAGCCUUUGACCCUGAUGGCACUGGACAGAAGGUGUGGCAGGACUUGCUCCUGGACGGACAAUUGGACUCCCCACUUGGCCCCAGCCCCCCAACCCAAAAGAGACAGGGCAUAGGAGGAGCUGUAUGUGCAGGGGCCCAUUUGCCUCGAAGAGGCAGAUGCCAGCUGGAAUUUGCAUUGUCCUGGGAUAUGCCUAAAGUUCUGUUUGGAGCGAAGGGCCAAGCUCAUUACAGGAGAUACACUCGGUUCUUUGGCCUAGAAGGAAAUGCAGCUCCAGCCCUCUGUCAUUAUGCACUCACCCAGUACAGAUCCUGGGAGGAGAGAAUUAUAGCAUGGCAAAGCCCUGUGCUGGAGGACAGGACCCUUCCUGCCUGGUAUAAGUCCGCACUUUUCAACGAAUUAUAUUUCCUGGCUGAUGGGGGUACUGUGUGGCUGGAGGUUACAGAAGAAACAAUCACAGAGGAGUUCAGUGGAAUGCUGAACCAGCUUCGGCCUACCCUCCAGGAAUAUGGACGCUUCGCCUACCUUGAGGGACAGGAGUACCACAUGUACAACACAUAUGAUGUCCACUUCUAUGCCUCCUUUGCCCUCAUCAUGUUGUGGCCCAAACUCGAGCUCAGCCUCCAGUAUGACAUGGUCAGUUUCCCCUUAGCUGUAGCAACUCUGAGUGAAGACCUAACACGGCGAAAAUAUCUGAUGAGUGGUGUGAUAGCUCCUGUGAAGAAGAAGAACGUGAUUCCCCAUGAUGUGGGGGACCCAGAUGAUGAGCCGUGGCUUCGUAUCAAUGCUUACCUAAUUCAUGACACAGCUGAUUGGAAGGACCUGAACCUGAAGUUUGUGCUACAGAUUUAUCGGGACUUUUACCUGACAGGCAAUGAGAGCUUCCUGAGGGACAUGUGGCCUGUGUGCCAGGCUGUAAUGGAAUCUGAGAUGAAGUUUGACAAGGACCAAGAUGGCUUAAUUGAGAAUGGAGGCUAUGCAGACCAGACAUACGAUGGAUGGAUCACCACAGGACCCAGUGCCUACUGUGGUGGUCUAUGGCUGGCAGCUGUGGCGGUGAUGAUCCAAAUGGCUGCUGUGUGCGGAGCUCAAGAUGUCCAGGAGAAGUUCUUAUCCAUCCUGAGCCGAGGUCGGGAGGCUUACGAGAGGCUUCUCUGGAAUGGCCGUUACUAUAACUACGACAGCAGCUCCCAGCCACAAUCCCGCAUUAUCAUGUCGGACCAAUGUGCUGGUCAGUGGUUCCUGAGAGCAUGUGGACUAGGAAAGGGGGAUACUGAGGUAUUCCCUUCUGCCCAUGUAAUUCGAGCUCUCCAGACAAUCUUUGAAGUGAAUGUCCAGGGCUUUGCAGGCGGAGCCAUGGGAGCUGUGAAUGGCAUGCAUCCAGAUGGUGUCCCUGACACAUCCAGUGUCCAGUCUGAUGAGGUCUGGGUAGGUGUGGUCUACGGGCUGGCUGCUACCAUGAUCCAAGAGGGCCUGGUUCAGGAGGGUUUCCUUACAGCUGAGGGCUGCUACCGCACAGUGUGGGAACGGCUGGGUAUGGCAUUCCAAACACCUGAGGCAUAUUGCCAGCGCCGAGUAUUCCGUUCCCUUGCAUACAUGCGACCACUCAGCAUCUGGGCAAUGCAGCUGGCAUUGCAGCAACAUGGCAGAGCCCCUGGGCAAGGCAUGGGACUGACUGGACACACAAGCAGAGAGAGCAUGAGAGUGACAACUGGACAGAAAUCUGUACCAGCUGAUGGACUUGAUACCAAGUCGAAAGCCAGAGCAGACCUGGGACAGAAGGGACUCCUGGAAACAGUUUAGUGAAGGAAGCUGGAGACAUUAAUGUGCACCUUCCCCCUCCCCAUCUGCAACCCUGAGCCAUCAGGACAAUCACUUACCACCCACUUCCCCCAGCAGAGCCUUGGGGGUGGGAAAGACAAGCACCACAAUCACUUAUUUAUUUCCCCUUCCUCCACUCCCCAAUUCUUUGCUGCAUGGAAUGCUAACAAAAGUUCAGCUACUCCCCUUCCUACCCCUAUGCCCUGAGCCAGACUCCUCACCCAAAAGUGGAUGGGGAAGUGGGCAUAGCUAUACAAAUAAAAGACCCAAAAAACUCA
Antechinus flavipes (yellow-footed antechinus) is the source of this 3583-nucleotide messenger RNA. RefSeq names its product glucosylceramidase beta 2 (gene GBA2). Gene Ontology annotation, cellular component: membrane. NCBI's taxonomy places the organism in Eukaryota, Metazoa, Chordata, Mammalia, Dasyuromorphia, Dasyuridae. The record is from RefSeq and is a predicted model, not a curated record. The coding region runs from base 408 to 3287 and encodes 959 amino acids. The transcript has 17 exons. Gene Ontology annotation, molecular function: beta-glucosidase activity; glucosylceramidase activity. Gene Ontology annotation, biological process: central nervous system development; glucosylceramide catabolic process; carbohydrate metabolic process.